Messenger RNA from Penicillium diatomitis, 1824 nucleotides. Its product is annotated as alkaline phosphatase. Gene Ontology annotation, molecular function: alkaline phosphatase activity. NCBI's taxonomy places the organism in Eukaryota, Fungi, Ascomycota, Eurotiomycetes, Eurotiales, Aspergillaceae. The transcript is spliced from 2 exons. The record is from RefSeq and is a predicted model, not a curated record. Gene Ontology annotation, cellular component: fungal-type vacuole membrane. Gene Ontology annotation, biological process: dephosphorylation. Bases 1 to 1824 code for a protein of 607 amino acids.
AUGGCGGGAGAAGAGUCACUCUCAGUACCCCGUCAGUCAAGCGAUCGAUUAUCCACCCAAACCGCCGAGGAGGAGGAUGCUCUUCUGACUGGGGAGCGAACGACUCGCCGUGAGCCAGUACGCCGCGGACUUGGCUUCUGGGGCCAGGUGGGAACGUUUGCGUGGGCUAUCUCUGCAACAAUCGUUGUAAUCAUACUGGCGGUGGUAUAUCAGCAUGAAUCGGCCAAGAAUCAAAGAGGAGAGCCCCCGAUAGGUUGGGGACCAGGCGGCAAGCCCUCGGGAAAGCGCAACCUCAUAUUCAUGGUCUCCGAUGGCAUGGGACCGACAAGUCUGUCCAUGACGAGAAGUUUCAGACAAUUCGUAGAGGGCUUGCCUAUUGAUGAUGUUCUUGUCUUGGACAAGCAUCACAUUGGCCAGUCCCGAACCCGCUCGAGCAACAGCCUUGUGACCGAUUCGGCCGCUGGUGCAACAGCGUUCUCCUGCGGACACAAGAGCUAUAAUGGAGCCAUUUCAGUGCUUCCAGACCAUUCGCCUUGCGGUACUGUACUCGAGGCUGCCAAGCUGGCGGGCUAUCACACUGGACUGGUGGUGACAACACGCAUCACCGAUGCAACGCCGGCUUGCUUUGCAUCGCAUGCGAAUCUGCGCCAAUACGAGGAUAGCAUUGCAGAGCAGGAGGCGGGUGAGCACCCGUUGGGACGUGUCGUGGACUUAAUCCUUGGUGGUGGCCGUUGUCAUUUCUUGCCAAAUUCCACCGAUGGCAGUUGCCGUGCGGAUGAUCGCGACAUCGUCGAUGUUGCGACUCAGAAUGGAUUCCAUUACCUGCAAGAUCGCGCUGGUUUUGACGCCCUCAAGGGUGGCGCUGAUGCAAAGCUUCCCCUGAUGGGUCUGUUUGCUGAGAAGGAUAUCCCUUACGAGAUUGACCGUCGCUCACAGAAUGACGUCUAUCCUUCUCUGGAAGAAAUGGCUCGAACUGCGCUGACCACUCUCAGCGAGGCCACCCGAGACAGUGAGCAAGGUUUCUUUUUGAUGAUUGAGGGGUCUCGAAUCGAUCAUGCCGGACAUGGGAACGAUCCUGCCGCACAGGUCCAUGAAGUCAUCGCCUAUGACAAGGCCUUUGCCGCUGUGCUGGAGUUCCUUGAGAAGGAUGAUACCCCUGGUAUUCUUGUCGGCACAUCUGAUCACGAGACUGGUGGCUUGGCUGCUGCGCGUCAACUCCACACUACUUAUCCUGAAUACCUUUGGCAUCCUCGUGUUUUGGCGAACGCUCAACAUUCCAGCGAAUAUGCUGGCGCCAAGUGGACCGAGUACCUGUCUCAAAAUGGAAAACACAGUGAUGACAAGAAGAAAUCAUUCAUCCGCAAAAUUUUGCUCGAGAAGGAUCUCGGUAUCACAGACGCCACGGAUGAGGAGAUUGAUGCUUUGCUUCAUCUUGAGGCUGGAGUGUAUCCCAAUUACGUCUUUGCCGACAUGAUCAGCCGUCGUGCGCAAAUCGGCUGGUCUACUCACGGCCACUCUGCUGCCGAUGUCAACAUUUAUGCAUCAUCUAGCAAGAAUGCAUGGCCACUGGUUGGCAAUCACGAGAAUACCGAUGUCGGUAAAUUCCUUGCAGAAUAUUUGGAUCUUGAUGUCAAUGCAGUGACCAAACGUCUGCAAUCUGCGGCUUCUUGGACGGCAUCGAGCGACGAAUCUAGCCCGUCUAAGCAACAUGGCUGGCUGGGUGAUCCGCUUGGCUCGAACGUGCGAGUUGAAGGCCUUGAUGGCUACCAUGGUGACUUUAGAAAGCGCUCGGUCGAUGACUGUGCUUGCGGAAGCGUGCACUAG